Molecule: messenger RNA, 708 nt
Organism: Penicillium mononematosum
Lineage: Eukaryota; Fungi; Ascomycota; Eurotiomycetes; Eurotiales; Aspergillaceae
Exons: 1
Coding region: 1-708 (235 amino acids)
Biological process (GO): positive regulation of transcription by RNA polymerase II
Cellular component (GO): nucleus
Molecular function (GO): DNA-binding transcription factor activity; transcription cis-regulatory region binding
Source: RefSeq, a predicted model, not a curated record
AUGAGCAUGGAAAAGGACCCGAGCAUGGCCCAACGUGACCUCCACCUUGCGAUACCCGGCCGAUGGAGCUCAACGUUAUUUCCCACAUUAUACGGAAUCGACGAAAUAUUUCUCAUGUUACUGUCCCAAGUGAUCCGCCUUGCCAAUGAGCGAGAUUUGUCCAUGAUGUCUGAUGCAACAGGGAGUCGGCUCAGUCUGAAGGAAUUCUGGACUCGAGCAAAGGGCCUUGAAAGGGCCAUUGAUCAUUUGCUAUCGACUACAAAUCCAGGUGGUGUUGAACUUUACGACGGAGCCCUCCCAGUGGUCAAGACUGCGACAGCACAAGCAAUGUAUACGGCACUAUCAAUUUUCUUCCAUCGCCGAAUAUACGAAAUUGAUCCCACAAUGCUGCAGGGCAAUGUGAAUGCAAUUCGGGGCUACCUAACCCAAAUUCAACAAGAGGAAAGAGAUCAGAAAGGCAGUAAUAAUGCUGCGCUGAUAUGGCCAGCUUUUAUCACUGCUUGUGAGGCUGUUAGCCCCGAGUUACAGUCGUUCUUUUCCUCUUGGUUUGAUAAUUGCGCUCGGACGACAGCAUUGGUUUAUGCAUCGACCGCCAAGCAGAUAUUCGAGACAAUAUGGACCAAAAGGUGCAAUGGUAGCAUUUCUGGAGAAACAUAUAGCUGGCCAGAUAUUUUGCGGGAUAGGGAUAUCAAGUUUAUGUGCAUAUAA